AUGGUAUUUUAUGCAAUCAACGAAAAGCUGAAAGAACAAGGUCGAAGUUGCAGUGAUUUUGGUAUACCAUCACCAACAUCUGUUUCUUAUUCAUUUGAAUCAAAAAUAAUCAACAAAGAAGAAGAACUUCGAAUAGGACAAAAAAUGUGUGCAAUGUUGAAUCAAGAUCAACGUUCAGCAGCAGAUGCAAUCCUUGCAAGUCAUCGUAAACAAUCAACCACCGCUGCUGGCUCAUGUUUCUUUAUCGAUGGCCCUUGA
Messenger RNA from Rotaria sp. Silwood2, 258 nucleotides. NCBI's taxonomy places the organism in Eukaryota, Metazoa, Rotifera, Eurotatoria, Philodinida, Philodinidae. The record is from the annotation of a GenBank genome assembly.